Messenger RNA from Paramacrobiotus metropolitanus, 1548 nucleotides. RefSeq lists its product as uncharacterized. The record is from RefSeq and is a predicted model, not a curated record. The transcript has 2 exons. The coding region runs from base 127 to 1074 and encodes 315 amino acids. Lineage: Eukaryota; Metazoa; Tardigrada; Eutardigrada; Parachela; Macrobiotidae.
UUCAUGCGCAGAAAUAUUUUAAUAAAAAUCACGCCAGUCCGUUCCGUAUCUGCAAUCUGUUUGCGGUUGCAGAAGUAGAAUUUAUUAAGUAGGAAAUAAUUAUUCCCGUUAUUAUCUGAAUCGAAAAUGACAUCUGUUUGCGUGUGCUUCUUGGUGCUCCUCACAUUCCUACACAUGGCGGCGGGAUGUCCGCCAUCCCGUCCCAGCCUGGACGACAUCCUGGAUAAGGCAAUACUGGACAACCGCCAGGGGGAGCUGGCCAACAACUUGAUCAACUUGCCGGAACUAUCCCCGAAACCUGACAUGCAGAUGUACAGCCGGGUGACCCGUCCACGGCUUGGGCAGCAUGCUCAUUUCAGUUGCCGCGUCCCCGCCAACAACAAGACGAACCCUGUGUAUUGGCUGCACCAGGGCAAGAUAGUUUUCAAAGCCAUGCCGACGUGGGGACGGCAGUCACAAACAUCACAGGAUGAUACCGGGACACAAAAGUAUUCCAUGAGUUGGGGACACCAAUCGGGCACCCUCCGGUUGACCAUCGAAAGGGUGUCGUUACGCUCCGGCGGCGCCGUCCUAUGCGUCCGAGCCCCGUCUGACCCGGCCUACAUCGGCCAGGCUCGCGUCCUGCAGCGAUUCCUGCUGCUGCCGCUCAUCACGCGGGCCUCCCAAGUCUUUGCGGCCACUGCCAGCGACCCAUCCCGUGUGACCGUCACCGAAGGCGACAGUCUGACGGUAGCCUGCAGUGUGCGGCUGCCAUUACCAAACAUGAUCUUCCAUAAUAUCGACAACCACAUCAUGUGGCGCCACCAGGGUCACAUUAUUAAAGCCCCCACGGUGGAGCCGUACGGGGCAUUAGGGUCCUACCACGGCGUACCGUCCAACCGUUUCAACCACUCCCUGACUAGCAACAGUCCCGGCCAACUAUUUCGCUUCACGUAUUACAAACCGGCCGUCACGCGGAGCGAUGCUGGACCGAUCCAGUUUCUGUUCCGGCCGCACCAGGAGGUGGACGAAUGGGUCUUCAAGUCGAUUACGUUAUCGGUGCUGCCCAAGAGUAACACGCCGGAGAGCCAUUAACCUCGCCAUGGCCACAUAGUGAAUCGUCGUCACAUAGACUCACAGAGACACUCACAGACAUACGAACGUGCACGUGCUGCCUCAGCAACAGUCGGCGCUACGAUCUCCCAGUCAGUACGUAUAUACAGUAUACGGCGACUAUACGCUGUUGGACUGCCGCUUUCCCGUUAAGUACAGUAAGCAGCUGUAGCCAGCGGACCGAUUCAUUCAUUCUGUGCAACAUUAUUAUUCGCCCAUGACAUUCCACGACGCAGCAACGAUUGCCGCAGCAUACAUCCAGCGCCAAGAAAACUCUGUGAUGGAAUUGGUUCAGUCAAAAAUCCAUGUACGGAAUCAUGCGCACUCGCACAGGCAUUGGCUCGUCGGUCCGUAGUCUGCCUGUAACUCUGUAUUGCAUGCCUGUACACAAUUUGUAGAUGUCUAAUUAGUGUAUUAUACGUUACUACGUUCGAACGGUUGCAGUGGUCCCUCUCU